Mauremys reevesii (Reeves's turtle) is the source of this 1584-nucleotide messenger RNA. Its product is annotated as butyrophilin subfamily 3 member A2-like. The transcript is spliced from 22 exons. NCBI's taxonomy places the organism in Eukaryota, Metazoa, Chordata, Testudines, Geoemydidae. Bases 109 to 1584 code for a protein of 491 amino acids. The record is from RefSeq and is a predicted model, not a curated record.
CUCUGCAAUCCAUUUCCUUGUCUGCCCCAGAGGCUGGGACCCCGGGCUAACUUCAUGGCAUCUCCUGGAACACGCUGAAUCCUUAAGGUCCCUGCCUGGCAUGUCCCCAUGGCGAUGCGGUGGAAGCUCUGUGUGUGCAGCCUGGGGAUCCUCCUCCUGGCUCCAUGUUCUCUCUCUGAGAAGUUCUCCCUGGCUGGCUCCCCGCACCCCGUGGUGGGGGUGGUUGGCCGGGAUGUGGUGUUACCCUGCCAGCUCUCACCCCGGGCCCGGCUGCCCAGCAUGGAUGUGCUGUGGAGGAAAAUUGGAACAGUAUUUAUCACAGUUCACAAGUAUUCGGAUGAGGGUUCCCAGGACCUGCCAGGGGAGGGUUACCAGACCCGGACGGAGCUGUUCCUGCAGGAGUUCAGCAGUGGGAACGUCUCCCUGAAGCUGAAAGGGCUCCAACUGGCAGAUGCUGGGACAUACCAUUGCUUUGUGAGGAACCCAGAAUGGAGCCAGGAAGCCACCACUGAGCUACGGGUCGCAGCUGUGGCUCCAGUGUUCAUUGAUGUGCUGGGCCCCCGGGGUCAGGGGAUUGGACUGGCCUGUAGAUCUGCAGGCUGGUUCCCCAAACCUGAACUCCAGUGGGUUGGAAAGAACUGGCAGAACCUGACGAUGGAGAUUGUGACCAAUGUGACUCAGGACAGAGACAACCUGUAUAGUGUUGUGAGUCACGUCACUGUCACGGAAGGAGAAGACAAUGGAGACAUCAGCUGCAUAGUGUGGAAUGGCCUGCUGGAGCCCGAGCGACAGUUGGCCAUUCAUCUCUCAGGUGACAUCUUCCCCCAGGUUUCUCCCUGGCUGGCUGCAUUCUGGGUAUUGUUCACUCUGGUUCUCAUUGCUGCUGGAGCUUGUGCAUGUCUUGGAUAUGCAGCAAAGCAAAAGGCUUCUCAGAAGAUACGCUCUGAAGAAGAGGCUCUGUUAAAUCUUGAGGGUGAGAAGAAGACCUUGGACGCAGAGUGCCAGGAGCUGCGUGAGAGCCUUGAUGCUCAGAAGAAGUCCUAUGAAUCAGAGUGCGACAAGCUGCAUAGGACGAUUGAGACUGAGAAGGACAAGAACACACGACUGGAGUCAGAACUCAAGGUGCAGAAUCAGAAGAUGGUGUCUGAGGAGAGAAAGUACAAGGAGCUGGAAUCAGAGUGCGGCCAGCUGAGUAGGACAAUUGAGACUGAGAAGAGGGAGAGCAAGGAGCUGGAAUCAGAGUGCAUCAACCUGUGUAGGACAAUUGAAGCUCAGAAGAAGGCCUUUGAAUCAGAGUGUGGCCAGCUGCGUAGGACAAUUGAGACUGAGAAGGAUAAGAACAUGCGACUGGAAUCAGACCUCAAGGUGCAGCAUCAGAAGAUGGAGACUGAGAAGAGGGAGAAAAAGGAGCUGGAAUCAGAGUGCGACAAGCUGCGUCUGACGAUUAGUAAGUUCAUCCACGUCCCCAGUACAUCCCCUGGGCAGCGGCUUUCAGCCACACACGGUGCUGAGCAGAUCAAGAAGCACAGACACCGCAAGGCAGGGCUGAGUGAACAUUUUGAGCUGAAAUUAGAGUCACAUUAG